GACCUCAAAGUUGCUGAAACAGCAAAAUUAAUAGCAUCAUCAUAAUCAUUGCAACAGCUAGCUAGCUAGCUCAAUAUCGAAACUAAAAUGGGGCUUUUUUUCUCAAGAAGUAAGAAAAAAAGGAGCAGUAAAGACAUCCUUGAAGAGCUGGAGUUAUCGAUCAAGAAAUUCUCUGAGAGGAAGCGUCGCAAUGCUCAACACGAGCGAAGCUUUGUUGGGUACCUGCUCAUCUUGUCGUUCUUUAUGUACCUUAUUGGUCUCCUUAUUUUCUACCUUUACUACCUCCCCACUACCUGGCCAGAGAGAGUGUUGUAUGGUACACCAUUUGUUCUCUUCCCUGUUAUAAUUUACUUUGUUAAGAAGCUACUGAACAUGUACUUUCUCCAGCGGGCCACAGAGUUCGAUGCCAAGCUGCGUCUGCUGCAUGAAGAGAAGAGAAAGACACUGAAUGAAGUGAUGGAGAAAGAGACAUACAAAACUGCAAGGGAACUCCUGGAGAAGUACGACCCCAGUAAUCCCUCCCUGCAAACCACGCCCAGUAGAGGCGGUCCUCGACAAGCAUCCAAUCAGAAUGCAGGACAGGAGUUGCGGCGGAGACGUGCCCCUCCAUCAACUCCACACCCUGCACUCAUGCCGCAGAAUGUUGCUAUGGCAACGCCUCAGGUUCCCAGACCACCAAUUCCCAUGGCAACUCCUGUGGCCCCAGUGUCCAAUCAGCAGCAGCCAUUAGCCGCCCCAACACCAGCUCCAGUGCCAGCCACCCCGCAACCAUCAUUGCAGCACAUCCCUCCAGGAAUGUGUGUGGGAGCUGCCCCAGGACCACCCACCCCCUGUCCCAUUCUGCCGAGGGAUAGGACUAAUGUAGACAAGAUGGUGGAGUACCUAGUUGGUGAUGGUCCCAACAACAGAUACGCUCUCGUCUGCUCCGAGUGCAAGUCUCACAACGGAAUGGCCCUCAGAGACGAGUUUGAGUACCUCGCCUUCCGCUGUGCCUACUGCUACAGUCUCAACCAGGCUCGUAAGAAGAGACCCACUCUGGAGAGGCCUCCCAGUAUCAGCGGGCCUCAACCCACGGAGGAGACACUGCCAGGGGAGGGUGCAGAGAACAGGAACGGUCACAAUGGUAACGAACAGCCGUCUCCUCAGCACAGGCGUCGAUCCAGAGGGCAAAGGUCAUCCUCUCAGUCUAAUGAAGGGAACGUGACGCCCACCCCCACUGACGAAUAACUCAUUCAGAAAUCACUAACUAUAUCGUUAUAGCACAGUCUAUUGCAUGUGUGUGCAUGUGUGUGGUCCUUGUGUGUGGUCCUUGUGUAUUAAUUUAUACACUUUAUAUGAUUUAUUGUAUACAUGUCUUGAAAUUAUUCCUCACUCCGAUAAUUAUAUGAGUCCCCCCCUGUUAUAAUUAUUAUUAUUUACUUUGCAAUCAGAAACAAUUUAAUAUGCAUGUUAAUUGGUGUACCAA
Halichondria panicea is the source of this 1465-nucleotide messenger RNA. RefSeq names its product endoplasmic reticulum junction formation protein lunapark-B-like. Lineage: Eukaryota; Metazoa; Porifera; Demospongiae; Suberitida; Halichondriidae. The record is from RefSeq and is a predicted model, not a curated record. The coding region runs from base 88 to 1227 and encodes 379 amino acids. The transcript is spliced from 9 exons. Gene Ontology annotation, cellular component: endoplasmic reticulum tubular network. Gene Ontology annotation, biological process: endoplasmic reticulum tubular network organization.